CUGUAAGAAACGGAAUCGUGUCCAAAACAUUAUCAUUAAGAAAGUCGGGGGGCAAAGCAAGGGGGCCAAUAGUGGCAACUCAUCAUUCUGCAACCACGUAUUGAGAUGCAGAAAUCUUAAUGGGGGAACCUAAAGCACCUCAUGUUCUAGUCUUCCCAUACCCUGCUCAAGGUCACAUCAACCCCAUUCUCCAAUUCGCUAAACGCUUGCUCUCCAAAGGUGUCAAACCCUCCCUUGUUACCACCGUCUUCCUCUCCAACUCCUCCGACCUUACUUCCACCUCUAUUGAUCUCCACACCAUUUCCGACGGCUUCGAUGAAGGCGGCUACGAUCAGGCCGGAAGCGCCGAUAUCUACCUCCCAACUUUCUGGUCUGUUGGUCCCAAGAGCUUUGCAGCUUUAGUCAAGAAGCUUGGUGAAACCGGUCACCCUGUUGACGCCGUCGUCUAUGAUGGGUUCAUGCCUUGGGCACUCGAUGUCGCGAAGCAGUUCGGGAUACCCUCGGCGGUGUUUUUCACCCAAUCUUGUGCCGUCAACAGCGUCUACUACCAUGUUCGCAAGGGAAACCUUCAGCUGCCACUCCCGGCGACUCCUGUUUCUCUUCCGGGACUGCCUACGCUUCAAGUCUCAGAGCUACCUUCUUUUGUCUGUAUUUACGGAUCGUUUCCGGCCUGGUUUGAUGUGGUCGUGCAUCAGUUUUCUAACGUCGAUGGAGCCGAUUGGGUGUUUUUCAACAUCUUUUACGAAUUGGAGAAAGAGGCGGUGGAUUGGAUGUCGAAAUUCUGGAACGUGAAGACAGUAGGACCAACUAUACCAUCUAUGUACAUGGACAAAAGAAUCCAAAAUGAUAAAGACUACGGUAUGAAUCUGUUCAAGCCAAAUUUCAGUGCUUGCAUGAAUUGGCUAAGUGGAAAACCAAAGGACUCGGUGGUGUAUGUAUCCUUUGGAAGCUUUGCAUCACCCGGAAUCGAGCAGACGGCGGAGCUAGCUUCGGCUUUGAAAGAGAGCGACGCCUACUUCUUGUGGGUCGUCAGGGAAACAGAGAAGGCCAGACUACCAAAUAAUUUCAUUGAAGAGACCCGGGACAAGGGUUUGGUGGUGCCAUGGUGUCCUCAAUUGGAGGUCCUGUCUCAUGACUCGGUGGGUUGCUUUCUCACCCAUUGCGGUUUCAAUUCGGUUCUCGAAGCACUGAGUCUCGGUGUUCCGAUGCUGGCAAUGCCGGUAUGGACCGAUCAGCCUACUAACGCGAAGCACGUCGAAGAUGUAUGGCGAAUCGGAGUAAGAGCUCGUCUGGACGAGGAAGGAAUUGUGAGAAGAGAGGUAAUAAAACAGUGCAUAAGGGAAUUAGUGAUUGAAGUCGGAGAGAAAGGCAAAGAGAUCAAGAAAAACUCAAUCAAAUGGAAGAAUUUGGCUAAGAAGGCUGUUGAUGAAGGUGGAAGUUCAGAUAAGAACAUUGAUGAAUUUAUAGCUAAAUUGCUAUGAGUGUAGUACGUAACCUUUUUAUCUUAGAAUAAGUUAGGUUUUAAGACCGGUUGCAGAAUAAGAGCAUUUGAAUAUGUAGGUUUUUUUUUUCUUCUCUUUCUUGCUGAAUAAGACCACUUAAAUCUGGGAA
Molecule: messenger RNA, 1611 nt
Organism: Hibiscus syriacus
Lineage: Eukaryota; Viridiplantae; Streptophyta; Magnoliopsida; Malvales; Malvaceae
Product: UDP-glycosyltransferase 74G1-like
Exons: 2
Coding region: 120-1481 (453 amino acids)
Molecular function (GO): UDP-glycosyltransferase activity
Source: RefSeq, a predicted model, not a curated record